UGGGCUGACAGGCUGUAAGCCCUGUUCUGCAUGCCAGCACAAAAAGCUUUGUUGCUUGUAGAUUGUUUGUUUAUGCAAACGAAAGUGGUGCAUUUUAUUAUGCAAUGGAAAGGGCUCUAAAGGACCAGAAAGGUGCUGAUUGGGUAGCUUCUUGGAGUGGGAACCGGUGGCAGAUCCAAGACAAAUCCUGACUUUGUCUGUUCUCUGUUGGGCUCUGCAAACACUUUGAGGAGAAGGGAAUGUUGUUGCCCGUUCAAGAGCAGUGCUUUUAAAGAAAGAGUGGCAAAUGGUCAAUCAGGACUGAUUUGGGCGGUGGUGAUCGGAUUGCUACUGGGACAUACAUUUCCACAAGCAAUCGAUUGGAUACUACAGGAAACAUGACAGAAGACGUUCAAGUUAGAGCUGAUGUACUAGAGUAUAAUCGGAAUGUGCCCUCUGAGAAACCACAACUCCAGGUCAUCGAUAUUAUCGAUCAAAUGGCAAAUUCUGUUGAGAUAUUUCCAUAUGAAAAUGAAGAGUUUAAUCCUGACUCUCUGCUUAUGCAAGCAGACCAAGAAGGAGCUGAUCACUUAGUAGAAAACACAGCCUGUGGUGUUUCAAGCGAGGAAAAAGACUCUCAAGAUCUCUGUGAGGAGAACUAUCCCGUAAGUGCCAAAGCACAUGAAGGAACUGAACAGGAGGAAGGGAACGCACAGCAGCUUGGGGAGGAAAAGGCCUACAACACUAAUGAGAUCAAGGAGGACCAGGGAGAAGCACAGCUGCAUGAACACAAGGAGCAAAUUGAAAUUGAAACGUACCUAGAAGUCAACGAGAAUGCGACAGCAGAAGAUUCUGAAGGGGCAGCAGGAGUCAUGCAGAAUGAAAAUAAUGGGGAGUCUCAUAAAAAAUGGCAGGAAACCAACAGCAAAGAAUUUCUUCCCAUCAAUCCCAGGAAUAACUCUCCGGUUGAGAAACCAAAUGACCAGCCAAGCUCCAUGAAAAAAAGCGAUAUCUCCCGGCACAGUUAUUCUCGAUACAAUACGAUAUCCUAUCGGAAGAUCCGCAAAGGAAACACAAAACAGAGAAUCGAUGAAUUUGAGUCCAUGAUGCAUUCAUGAACUGAAGCAGAGAAUCUGGUCAGCAUGCUGAGACUUCCCUCCAUCCACUGGGACAAUUCUCCCCCCCCCCACACACACACCUUGUAAUAUCAAGUUCAAAAUUUCCUUUUUGAGUCCAAUUCAACUAAAGUGAGUCAUGACUAAUUCUCAUUCAAACCAAUGGUACAAAUUAGUUGUAACUAAAUAGUCCCAUUGCUUUUAGUGGGAUAUAGUAAUGGCGAAUUUUAGCUGCACUGUCUCCAGUACAUGUAAUUUAAAUAUGUACU
Messenger RNA from Heteronotia binoei (common prickly gecko), 1363 nucleotides. It is a transcript of the gene ERMN, whose product is annotated as ermin. Gene Ontology annotation, cellular component: paranode region of axon; myelin sheath; filopodium. Gene Ontology annotation, molecular function: actin filament binding. The record is from RefSeq and is a predicted model, not a curated record. The transcript has 2 exons. Bases 378 to 1097 code for a protein of 239 amino acids. Gene Ontology annotation, biological process: actin filament organization; regulation of cell shape; morphogenesis of a branching structure. NCBI's taxonomy places the organism in Eukaryota, Metazoa, Chordata, Lepidosauria, Squamata, Gekkonidae.